CUCCACAAUACAUUUUUGACCCAGAUGGCCUUCCAUACUGUCGAGAAGGGUAUAACAAAUGAUGCUUGUGUGCCGCGCCUGCUCAGAACUCAGCUGGUCCGGAAAAUACAAGUUUUGUAAAAACGUCAACAAAGAUGGCGGCGUCGAUGGCAGUAGCAGGGGGUUUAGCUGAAGCAGAGAUGGGGGCUGCAGGAACCGAGAGAUCAGAGCCCGGGGACAGCGAGCAGGACGAAGCAGAGGAUGUGUUCGAGGUGGAACAUAUCAUCGACAUGAAAACAGAAAAGGGGGAAAUCACAUACAGAGUCCGGUGGAAGGGAUACACAUCGGAAGAUGAUACCUGGGAACCAGAGGCUCAUCUGGAGAGCUGUAAGGAGGUGCUGCUUGCAUACCAGCGGAAACUAGCAGAAAACAAAACGAAGGUUGCAAAGAGGGACAAUCAGCUGCUUUCAGGAGACCUAACAGCUGUUCAUCACUGUGAGACAGAGCACUCUCCACUGCUUUUGCCACUGCCUGACGUGAAGUUUUUGCUGCAGCAGAAUAAAAAGAAGCUGCCAGGAAAAAGCGAUUCAGACAGCGACAGCCCAACAGAUGAAAAAGAAGAACGAAGAAAGAAGAAAAAGAACAAAACAACCAAGGGGGUUGAUCCUUUACCAGAGAGCCAGAAGAAGAAGAAAAACAAGAAGUCUAAGCCUGAGAAAGUAAAUGAUCCAGAGAGGGCCCAAUCGGAGGAUGCAGACAGUGCGCCCUCGACUCCUGUCUCUGUCAAUGAGAAGACUUCAAAAACCAAAAAAAGAGUGUUGGAAUCAGAGGAGGAACCAAAGGUAACAAAGAGGCAGAAGAAAGAUGAUCCAAAAGAAAGCGGAAAGCUUAAAAAGUACCCAAAUCAGGGGAAAAAAAAGCAGAGGGCCUCGAAAGAGCAGGAAACCAGCCAAACAACAAAGUCACAGCUGGUCACAGAUCUGUACUCUGCGGAGUCCUCUCAAGAUGAGCAAGGAGAGGUUUCUACUGAGAUGACUGACAUGUUGGCAGAUGAACCAGUCACUGAUGCCUCUGUACCGGAGCUUGGUUCUCCUGAGAAAGCAGCAACAGCAGCGCUCAAGCGUGGGGAUACUUUUUCUUGCUCAGGAGGGAGCCCUGCAAAGCUCAAGGCAAAACAAAAAAAAAGUAAAACCCAGCAGGCUGGUGAGCACAGACUCAAACUACAAGGUAUAAAGAAUCUCAUUCAGGAAAAGAAAGGAGUACGGGAUGAAAGCAGCCAGGGCAAGAGCAUGCAGGAGAAACUCAAUUUCCUAAUGGAGACUAAAUCGGCCGAUGCAGCUGCAAAGACGCAUAAGGUUUCCAAAAGUGGUACAGACGAUGAGCCAGGCUUUCUGUCCUCUGACUCGAACGAGGGCGGAAGUGUGGUCAAGAGAAAAAUAAAAACCAAAGCGCUUGAAUCUACCCCAAAGAUCAGUGCAUCAAAGGGCAAGGAGGAUAACCCUGCAGUAGAUAAAGUCUCUUUAGUGCUAGCCAGGCAUGAGGACCCUGAAAAGGAAGAAACAUUUGCGGCAAGUCUAUUUGAGAAAUUUUUAUUGAACUGUGAAGAAAAUGAUAGAGCCCCGAAGAGACAAAGUGUAUGUCCACCAUUAGCGACUGUGGAGGAGAAAGUGGAACAAUCUAAAGCAACACCAAAGACUCAAGUCAGGCCUGAGAAGAUUAAAACCACAAAGGAAGUAGUACCAGUUCAGAGGCCAGAACCCGAGAGGGUGGAUAAAAGCAGAAGAGAGCCUAGAACACCAGACAAUGCCAAGCCUGUGAAAGGGUGUUUUGACGUUGUGAGUCCUCCUCAGGAGGUGGAUGAUGUCAGAGAAAGGCGCGAGAAUGCUGCUGUGAUGUCUCCAGGCUCUGAACCCGCCGAGGAGCCCCUGUUCAAGUGGAGUGGAAGUGCCCAGAGAGAGAGGAGGAGGAGGAAGAGAGAAGAUAGUGAACCUCGGCUCUACAUUGCAUAUGAAGAUGAUCAUGAUACUGCCCAGGAUACUGUCUGUCAGUCUGAAAAGACUUCGGAUAGCAAAAAGCAAGUUCUAAGCCUGGGUGUUGAUCUAAAGCUAGACUGGAUGACCUUGGAGGACUUUCAGAAACAUCUUAACGGAGAAGAUGAAAUUCUUUCUACCACAACUAUAUCUACCAGUGUACUUCGAGACUCUGUGAAAAAUGGAGACUACUUGACUGUGAAACUUGCACUAAACUCCAAGGAGGAUUAUAAUUUAGAUCAAGAGGACUCCAGUGGAAUGUCUUUAGCAAUGCUGGCAGCUGCAGGAGGACAUGAUGAUGUACUGAGACUGCUGCUAAAGAAAGGGGUGACUGUUAAUGCUCAGCAGAAGGCUGGCACCACCGCACUCAUGCAUGCUGCUGAAAAGAAUUUUUUGACUACUGUGGUUAUUCUUCUUGAAGCUGGUGCUCUUGUAAAUGUACAACAGAUCAAUGGAGAAACAGCUUUAAUGAAGGCAUGUAAAAGAGGGAAUGCUGACAUUGUGAGACUCCUGUUGGAGUAUGGAGCCGACUGCAACAUCCUUUCCAAACACCAGAACAGUGCAUUGCAUUUUGCAAAGCAGAGUAACAAAGUCAUUGUGGAAGAUUUGAUCACGUCCCACAUGGAAACGCUGCAGAAGGUGGCAAAGCACACAAUUAAGGAUUACUUUGAGUCUCGUUUAGCUUUGCUGGAACCUGUGUUUCCAUUAGCUUGCCACAUACUCUGCGAGGGACCAGAUUUUUCAUUAGAAUUCAACUAUAAACCACCAAACAAAACAACAGAAGGAUCGGGAAUUCUCCUUUUUAUCUUCCAUGCCAACUUUUUUGGAGGCAAUGAGAUCGCCGCUCGUCUCUGUGGACCCUGCAGUGUACAGGCUGUAGUUCUCAAUGACAAGUUUCAGCUGCCUGUAUUUUUGGAUACUCAUUUUAUUUAUUCAUUCAGCCCAGUACCAGGUGCAAAUAAACUUUUCAUAAGACUGACUGAAGCACCUACAGCCAAGGUAAAGCUGUUGAUUUCUGCAUAUAGAGUACAGCUGAAGUGAAGGGAACAACGUCGUUUUUAAUUUCCACGGAGUACCAGAAUGACACUUGCUCUUGACUUGGAUGCAGUUGAGGAAUCACAGAUGUUCUUAAAGUCCCGAGCCAAGCGUACAUCACCAAGGGAUUCCCCUUAAUGUUUUUGGACAGCUUCUGUUUUUAAUAAAGAUACAUUUACCCUGUUAUUCAAGGGUAAAAUAAGUGCAGUCAGUAGAUGUUUUUGAUUCAAACAUGGAACCUUUGCUUUCCAUUAAGUUUAAUGCUUGUACACUAGGUGUAUUUAGAGCGCAGCUGUUUAGUUUUAAUAGUGUUUAUAUUGUUAAGCGACUGUGAACCUUGGUGACGUGUAAUACAGUGUGUACUGCUCUUUGCAUUGAAGGUUGCUGCUACUGCACUGCAAUUAUUUCAUGGUUUUUAAUAGCCACACAGUGUAGUGUGAUCUUUAACAUCUCUACUGUUAUCUAAAAUGCUCAGUAUUUUUGAACUGAUUCUCUUGUCAAAUUGUAUUCAUGUUGUUGUUUUUGAGAUGGUACAUUUCUUUAAUCCCCUCUUUCAAUGUUUGGCGUCAUAACAAAGGCUUACAAAUAUUUAUUUAAUCAGUUUAUGAUUUUUGUGGCCAUAUUCAAAAAGCAUGGUAUGGUAAAUGGUAUGGUACUUUUCAUGGUAAAUUUUUUUUAAAGCUUUAACAUCCGUAUUGAAUUUUCUUUUUAAAAACACAGAUAACGCAGUACAGUGGUAAAUGCUUUGUCAAUAAGCCCCUCGGUAUCCAAUUUUUACACACCCCUGUUGGCUGCAACCUUAGAUAAUGAUACUUUAAGAGAGUCCAAGAUUAGAGUUUACCAUUGGUGGGGCUAAACAUGUUUGUUAUAUACAUAUAUUAGUGUGGUGGUUAAAUCAGCCUAUACCAAAUUAGUAAAAACAUAAAAAAGCAAAGAAUAAAAUGAUCUACUCAAAGCAAGUGAUAAUUCUGUUGAUGCCAAUAUCUUGCUCCUUUUAUAUAAAAAAUCCAUUGGUUAUACAUUUUGAUAAUAGACCUUGUGAUGAUUUCAUUCCCAGAGAUGCAGAUGUUUAGUAGACUUUAUUAUUGGACGGCUUAUGCCUGAUCCUGGUUGUGUGUAACUUGCCACAGUGUGUCUAUACUGCAGUUUAGCAACCAAAAAUGUAUGAGGAGAAAUUGGUACCUAUUGUUCCGUUUAUCUUCAUGACGCCGAAAAGGAACUUGAUAUCUGGCAUACUGUGAUUUGUGACACUUUUGUAAAAGUACUUCUGUAAAAGUUUCAUAUUUAUGAAAUAUAAAGCUUGAAUUCUUUCACCUCCUGA
Molecule: messenger RNA, 4365 nt
Organism: Polyodon spathula (Mississippi paddlefish)
Lineage: Eukaryota; Metazoa; Chordata; Actinopteri; Acipenseriformes; Polyodontidae
Product: M-phase phosphoprotein 8-like
Exons: 15
Coding region: 135-3050 (971 amino acids)
Cellular component (GO): nucleus; cytoplasm
Molecular function (GO): protein binding
Source: RefSeq, a predicted model, not a curated record